Acaromyces ingoldii is the source of this 261-nucleotide messenger RNA. RefSeq lists its product as hypothetical. The annotation marks the transcript as partial. The record is from RefSeq and is a predicted model, not a curated record. The transcript has a single exon. NCBI's taxonomy places the organism in Eukaryota, Fungi, Basidiomycota, Exobasidiomycetes, Exobasidiales, Cryptobasidiaceae.
AUCAACCAAGACGGUACCGUCUCGCGCAUUCACAAUUGGCAUGCGAUGACAGAAGCCGAAAGGGAAAGGACACAGCGUGUGAUUGCCAAGAGGAACCAGUCGAGAUCGGCUGUAUUGCGCAAAGAGGAAGGGUCAAAGCAGGGCGAUAGCAGAGCCAAGGAGGGGGUCGAAUAAUACAAGCACAUUCACAAGAGAAGGAGGACAUGAGAGUGCAGAAUAGGUCUACCUCUGCAUCUCAGGCAAUGACAUCCCAGCUACACC